GGCGGCAAUAAGUACUCGUAGCCAGAAAAUGUCGCUCACAAAAAAAAAAUUUUAAUUACGAUGUGAAUUUUGACAUGAUCAUCAGAACUAGAAACGAAAGAGAAGCCGAGCUAAUUUUCAAAUCUAAUUUAGACUUAAUAUAUUUCAGACAUUUCAAAUAGUCUAAGUGUUUGAACUAAACUGUGAAUAAUCUUGAUAGUUUUGCUUUCUUCCCUAAGUCAGGGUAACCAGUCAGAACCCAUUGAUGUUAUCUCCGUUUGUAUCACGAACAGCAAAGAGACGUUUAAAUAAUCAAGUUAUAUUAACAACAGUAAUAGUUGUAUUUUUAAUUGCCUUAUCAAUUGAUUUGAUAACGGACGAACAAAAUUCAUUCAAAGUGGGGUUAACUAAUUAUAUAACCAAUUUUCUUACAUUUGGUGGUCUUAGCCUGUCCUUAUCGUUAUCAUCUUCAUCUUCUUCAUCUUCUACAAAUUCAAUUUCAUCUUCAUUAAUUGAUAUAUUUAACUCAAAAUAUUCUAGAAAAUUCUCCUUAACGACUUCUGUUAUCUUUAUUGCCUUUUCAUUAUAUUUCAUUACUGGUCAAUAUCAACAACCUUCAUUUAAUUUAAUUCAAGUAUUUAAUAAAGCUAUAAGUGUAAUGUAUAAUAAUAGAUUAACAUCUUAUCGUGGAGGAAAUCGAUUUUCUCCUUAUAAUAAUGGUAAAAAAUCUAAAAUUCAACGUUUUGCUAUAAAAAAUGGUGGUGUUGUAGGUGGAAUAAGUAAUGAUGGUAAUACAUGUUUUAUGAAUUCAGUAAUUCAAUCAUUAGCUUCAUCUCAUCAAUUUUUAAAAUUUAUUGAUUCUUAUCUUUAUACAAAUGUUGACAAGACUCAACCAAAACAAGAAUUAAUAUUUACUAAUGCUCUUAAUACUUUAUUACAAAAUGUAAAUGGUAAAUAUGGUUCAAGAGGUAAAGAAUUUAGUACUAAACCAUUAUUAAAUAAAAUGCCAAAUGGUCCAAAACAAAAUUUCUUUUCUGGUUAUAAUCAAGAAGAUGCUCAAGAAUUUUAUCAAUUAGUCAUGAAUUUAUUAGAACGUGAAUAUAAAAAGAUGACAUCUUCAAGAUUAUCUACUCCUGAACCAGAAUCAGAAACUUCUUCAUUAAAAUCUCCUGAUAAAUUCAUUGAAAUUUCAAAUAUUUAUAAAGUAAUAUCUGGUUUAGAUGAUUUAGGAAAAUUAGGUAGAGUUUAUGUUCCUGCUAAUCAAGUUGAUCCAAAUUUAAUUGAUUCAGAUCAUAAAGUAUAUCCUUUAGAAUUAAUUACUCCUGUAGAUGGUAUAUCUGCAGAAAGAAUAGGAUGUUUAACUUGUGGUGAAGUUGGAGGUAUAAGAUAUUCCGUAAAUAGUGGAUUAAGUCUUAAUUUACCACAAAAUUCUGCUUCAUAUUAUUCAUCAUCAAGUUUUGAAUUACAAGCUUUAUUAAAUGAAUGGAUAACUCCGGAAAUUAUUGAAGAUGUUAAUUGUAAUAGAUGUGGUUUAAAUCAAACUAGAGAUUUCUUAUUGGAUACUUUACAAGAUUUAAAUCAAAAAGAUGAUUCAGUUAUGAAUACAAAAUUAAAAGAACAAUUUCAAAAUAGAUUAAAUUUAAUUGAACAAGAACUAUUAAAACCUCAUAUUGAUGAUGAAGUUUUUGAAAAAUUGACUAUUAAAAAGCACAUUAAAAAAUCAAAAAAAUCAAAACAGAUCUUUUUAAGUAGACCUCCUCCAUUAUUAUCAAUUCAUAUAAAUAGAUCUGUAUUUGAUCCAAGAUCUUAUGCUAUUGUUAAAAAUCCAAGUAAUGUAACAUUUCCUGGAAAAUUAAAUUUAACUGAUUAUGUCGUUGAACCAAAGGAUAUUAAUAUGGAUGCUAGAUUACCAUUUAGAAAACAGGAUGAAAGAGUUAUUUCACAUUCUUCUCAUACAGAUGAUUUAUCCAUAUCUCAAGCUCCUCACAGUCCACCGUCAGAUUCUUCUAUGUCUUCAGAAGAUGAUGCUCCAGUUACUGAAUCUGAAAUUCAUUCUGCAUCUACUGGUGCUAGCACUGCUGAUGAUUCUAUUCCUACUACAAGAAGAGUACUGCAAAUUGAUCCAAGAUUAAUUUAUAAUUUAAAGGCUGUCAUUAUUCAUUAUGGUACUCAUAAUUAUGGACAUUAUAUAUGUUAUCGUAAAUUUAGAGGCACUUGGUGGAGAAUUAGUGAUGAGUCAGUUUAUAUAGUUGAUGAACAAGAAGUAUUAAAUGGUGGACAAGGAACAUUUAUGUUAUUCUAUGAAUUCGAUGAUGGAUUUAAUGAAAUCUUACAAGAUGUUUCGGAUAGUGAACCUGAAUCUGAAGCUGAAGCUGAAGCAGAAGCUGAGGUUGAAUCUGAAUCUCAGUCUAGAUCUAGUCUUGUACCAGUUGGUACAGGUCUGAAUUCUUCACAAGAGAAUAUAGAUAAUGAAGAUGAAGCUAUAGAAAAUGUUACUUCCUCAUCUUCAUCAUCUGAAUAUGAGCAAAAGUAUAAUCGUAAAAAUGCAUCUUCACAAAGUAUAGUUGAACAACAUUCUUCAAGUAAUGAAGAAAUAAGUAGUAGUGAUGAAGAAGAAAUAGAGUAUACUACUAAUGGUACUACUACUGGGUAUGAAUAUAGAGAAGAAGGUGAUAGUUCAAUAACAGAUUUACAUAUAGCCGAGGCUCAAGUACAUUUAUAGCGUAAAUACAUUAAGUAACUAUUAAAAAUAAAUAAAUCUAUGGUUCUUU
Scheffersomyces amazonensis is the source of this 2750-nucleotide messenger RNA. It is a transcript of the gene UBP1, whose product is annotated as ubiquitin-specific protease. Gene Ontology annotation, molecular function: cysteine-type deubiquitinase activity. The record is from RefSeq and is a predicted model, not a curated record. Gene Ontology annotation, biological process: protein deubiquitination. The transcript has a single exon. Bases 245 to 2701 code for a protein of 818 amino acids. NCBI's taxonomy places the organism in Eukaryota, Fungi, Ascomycota, Pichiomycetes, Serinales, Debaryomycetaceae.